AUGUCUAUUACUAUGACUGCUCUGAGUGAAACAUCGUCUCCUGCAUCAGUGGCUACCCCAUCUAGUUUUGGUGUUGAUGCGUAUGCUGUACCAGCUGCUGCCGCACCCGCCCUGGCUUACGGUACUCCUUGCGGUACAGGCUACGCAUAUGAUGGUCUGGCAUACGCUGCACCAAUUGAAGGGCUUGAAAUAACCGAGCAUAGGCACCACAUCCCGCACGGUAGCCAAAUCCGGGAGCAGCAAACGCAGCAGGAGCGAUAG
Messenger RNA from Arctia plantaginis, 261 nucleotides. Lineage: Eukaryota; Metazoa; Arthropoda; Insecta; Lepidoptera; Erebidae. The record is from the annotation of a GenBank genome assembly.